Molecule: messenger RNA, 1173 nt
Organism: Apodemus sylvaticus (European woodmouse)
Lineage: Eukaryota; Metazoa; Chordata; Mammalia; Rodentia; Muridae
Gene: Tor1aip2
Product: torsin 1A interacting protein 2
Exons: 1
Coding region: 256-651 (131 amino acids)
Source: RefSeq, a predicted model, not a curated record
UAGUAAGUGACUGACAGUGCUCUAGACUGGACUGGUCCCUGAGUACAGAGACUGAGUUGCAAUUGAGUGAAGAAUAAACGACAAGAUCUUGAAGAACCGCACUAAGGUGCAAGCCAGGUUCAACACUCCAGUGUUGUUGAACUGACAAGUUGCUAAAGGACACUGUUACGGACUGAUUGUUGCUUAUUGCUUUCCUCUCUCUGUCAUUGUUGCUUUUUGUUGUUACAUUGCUGUGUGUUGUCUUUCUAAGGCCAGAUGUUCUCCGAUAAUUCACACUGCCCUGAUUGUGGGCAGCAGUGGUUCCCUAGCUUAGAGCUAGGGCACUGGUUGUACCAAACUGAACUUGUUGAAAAUGAGUGUUACCAAGUGUUCUUAGACCGCAUUAACAGGGCUGACUAUUGCCCUGAAUGUUACCCUGACAAUCCUGCUAACAGAAGCCUUGUUCUGCCUUGGUCUUUCCCACUUGAGUGGGCACCUCAGAAUCUCACCAGGUGGACCUUUGAAAAAGCUUGCCAUCCAUUUCUUCUGGGUCCUCCACUGGUUAGAAAAAAGAUACAUGACUCCAGGGUAGCUGGUUUUAAUCCUGCGUUACAAUUAAUCUUGACCAGAACAGACAAAACCUUAAACAAGAAACUUGGCCAAAGCAAAUGACUUCUGUAACAGAAUCAUGGAGACUCUCAAGGGCUUUGUGUUUGUAGCCUAGAGGAGAAGAAGAAUUAACCUAUUUCUGUUUUCCUUCUCUUUUUCUUUAAUUUUUUUUAAGGUGCUGGGGAUUGAAUCUGGGUGCCUUGUGCAUGCUAGGCAAGUGCUCUUCACUAAGUUAAGACCAAGGCUCCCCCUUUAUACGACUGACUCAGACUGCUGUCGCUACUCUGUCAACUGCUUAAAUUGUUGGGUCUGCUUCUGUGGUCUAUGCAUAUUUUAGCAUAAAUUUAGUUGAUAUUGCAGCCAGAGUAUUUACCUAGAACCAUACUAACCUAUAGCCCCUAUAAAUGCUUUAGAACUACCCGGCCCCUCUUGAAAAUCGCCACAACCUAAGUAUUGACAAGAUAAUGUGGUCCUAGAGGGGAGGCCCUGUGUUGUAUGCCCCAUUAACUGUUUUUCUAUCAGUACCUGUUAUGAGAACAUGUUCUUGUAGCUGGAUUCUAGAUUCUAAUAAAUUUUAAUACACUA